AUGGACUCUUCGGCAUUGAUUAAGCAAGAGGAUGGUGUUGACAAUCUGGCAAAACAUUUGGCAAUUCAUAAUAACGACCUACAGCAUCAGUGUCCGUAUUGUUCAUCAAAGUUCGCACAGUCAUCUAGCCUAAAGAACCAUCCAUACAAGUGUAAAGUCUGUGACAAAGCUUUCCAUUCAUCCAGCAUUCUGGUAGAGCAUUCUAAAAUUCACAAUAAGGACCAACAUCAUCAUUGUCCUCAUUGUUCUUCAAUGUUCGCGCGAUUAUCUAGUCUAGAGAUUCAUAUCCGCACUCACACCGGCGAAAAGCCAUACAGGUGUAAAGUCUGUGACAAAGCCUUCCAUUCAUCAGGAAAUCUGUCA
Anopheles cruzii is the source of this 363-nucleotide messenger RNA. Its product is annotated as protein krueppel-like. The annotation marks the transcript as partial. Gene Ontology annotation, molecular function: RNA polymerase II cis-regulatory region sequence-specific DNA binding; DNA-binding transcription factor activity. Gene Ontology annotation, biological process: regulation of transcription by RNA polymerase II. The transcript is spliced from 3 exons. The record is from RefSeq and is a predicted model, not a curated record. NCBI's taxonomy places the organism in Eukaryota, Metazoa, Arthropoda, Insecta, Diptera, Culicidae.